GAUGAAUUGUGUUUAAAUUAACAACAACUAAGAAUGGCAUGAACAUGUGAUGAGUAGUUAAAAACCAGUUGUUGUAAGUUUUUUUGCUGAAUGGUAUGGAUCUUGAAAUUAAUCAAAAAUAGGUGUGCUCCAUGCCAUAAGUUAAAUCCUCAAUUAAUACAAGAAGCUUAGAAGAACUGUGAAAAAUGGUAACUUGCUUUUGUGAAUGUUGACAAUGAGGAACUUUACGAUGUUGUACAAUAAAUAGCGGUAUAGUUGAAUAUUGAUUUAUUUUAGAAGGCCUAAAUUCCAUCUGUUCAUUUACUAAAUAGAGGAACUUCUAUUGAUUCUAUGACUGGAUAUAGCGAAAGAAAAACCAAAUCCUUCAUAGAUAGGGUUUGCAGUUGA
Messenger RNA from Paramecium pentaurelia, 387 nucleotides. The record is from the annotation of a GenBank genome assembly. Lineage: Eukaryota; Ciliophora; Oligohymenophorea; Peniculida; Parameciidae.